Molecule: messenger RNA, 2779 nt
Organism: Cannabis sativa
Lineage: Eukaryota; Viridiplantae; Streptophyta; Magnoliopsida; Rosales; Cannabaceae
Exons: 5
Coding region: 342-1784 (480 amino acids)
Biological process (GO): steroid biosynthetic process
Molecular function (GO): 3-beta-hydroxy-Delta5-steroid dehydrogenase (NAD+) activity
Source: RefSeq, a predicted model, not a curated record
UAUAACUACAAUUUACACUAUCAUAUAUAAAAAAAAUUAAAUUAAAACUAUUUGAAAAUUGAAAACCAGAAAAUGUACAUCCAUACACAUAAUUUUUUUAAGGUGUUUGCACUGUAAGAUUUCUCAAUUUCCAAAAUAAAAAUAAGUUUAGAAUCGAAAACAUGGAGCAAGCCAGCUCUGCAGUAGAGGUUAGGUCGGUAUGGUGGCCCAUUCCUAUCCGUUGGAUUGCUGUGACUCUGUCUGAUCAGACGGUAGGAACAUCAUAAGUCUGUGAUCAAAAAGUUGGAGUUCGGAGCUGGAGCUGGAAAUUGUGGUGAGUGUUAGAUUUAGAAAGAAGAAAGAUGCACCUAAGCCAGAACGAAGGGAUUGAGGGGAAAACAUUUGUUGUGACUGGGGGUUUGGGCUUUGUGGGUUCAGCUCUCUGCUUAGAUCUCCUUCGCCGAGGUGCUCGCCAGGUCCGAGCUUUCGAUUUUCGAUCCCAAUCUCAAUUCUCUGAACAUCUUCACCAACAUGGAGCACAAUGCAUCCAAGGAGAUGUCACCCAAAAAAAUGAUGUGGAGAAGGUUCUACGCGGUGCCGAUUGUGUGUUCCACCUUGCUUCAUUUGGUAUGUCUGGGAAGGAAAUGCUGCAAUUUGGUCGUGUGGAUGAUGUUAACAUUAAUGGAACAUGCCACAUUUUAGACGCAUGCCUUAACCUGGGAAUUCAAAGGCUUAUCUAUGUUAGCACUUAUAACGUUGUAUUUGGUGGAAAGGAAAUUGUCAAUGGCAAUGAGGUCUUACCCUAUUUUCCUAUUGAUGACCAUGUCGAUCCGUAUGGUCGUAGCAAAUCGCUCGCCGAGCAGUUGGUUCUCAAGAACAAUGGUCGCCCUUUAAAAAAAAAGACUGGAAAAUGUCUUCACACCUGUGCCAUUCGUCCAGCUGCAAUUUAUGGACCUGGUGAGGAAAGGCACUUCCCAAGGAUAGUGUCCCUUGCAAAGCUAGGCCUGCUGCCAUUUAAAAUUGGGGAUCCAAGCGUGAAGACAGACUGGAUUUAUAUUGAUAAUCUAGUACUCGCUCUAAUAUUGGCAAGCAUGGGGCUUCUGGAUGACAUUCCUGAGAAGGAGAGACGUCUAGUAGCUGCUGGGCAGCCAUAUUUUGUAUCUGACGGGUCUCCUGUCAACACUUUUGAGUUCAUUCGACCUCUUCUUCUAGGCCUGGAUUAUGACCUACCAACUUCUUCUUUAGCUGUUCCGCAAGCUCUUCGCUUGGGAAAGAUUUUCUGGGGUUUCUAUACAUUGUUAUAUCCAUGGUUGGAUCGAUGGUGGCUUCCUCAACCACUGAUCCUUCCUGCUGAAGUGUACAAGGUUGGUGUCACGCACAACUUCUCCUUUCUUAAAGCCAAGGAGGAACUUGGUUAUGUUCCAAUGGUAACACCUCGUGAAGGCAUGGCUGCAACGAUUUCAUAUUGGCGAGAAAGGAAAAGGAAAGCGCUUGAUGGACCUACUAUUUAUGCUUGGAUAUUCGUUGUGAUUGGAAUGUGCACACUAUUUUGUGCUGCCUAUUUACCAGACAUAGGACCUGUCCCAUUUUUCAGAGCAAUUAGCCUCUUCUUUUUCAGGUCAGUGUGGAUGCUAAGAACGGUGUUCCUUACAGCUACAAUACUACACCUUGGAGAAGCUGUAUAUGCAUGGAAUCUGGCCAAUAGAGUUGACCCUCAUAAUGCAAGAGGAUGGUUUUGGCAGACAUUUGCUCUUGGGAUCUUUUCAUUGCGUUUACUCCUUAAAAGAGUGAAGAAGCAAUCAUAAAGUUAGUAUCCUUACACUAAUCUAUUUCUAUUACGUUACAUAAAGAGUGGGUUUAGCCUUAGGGUCUGAUUUUCAUCAAGUUAUUUUAUUCUUUGUGACUCCAUAUUGUGAUUGGGAAAAGACAGAGAGAACUUAUAACAUAUAAUAUUUUUUUUUAUAUAUAUAUAAAUAUCCUUUCAUAAUAAAAGAUAUUAUACAGAUUCUUCUCUCUCACACAUUUCACCUUCCUUUUCCAUCCAUUUCGAGAUUUUGUAAUGGUCUUUUCUCCUCUGGAUUGAGCAUUUUUCAAGCUAAAAGAUAUCCACCUCAAUCUUCUUUCUUUCUACUCUUUUGGGUCGAUAUUUUUUUUUGCUUUGUUUAGUAAACUCUUUCUCUUAUUAGAGUUUUGAUAGAAGAGCUCAAGAUGAUAACUAUACUUGCUCUUUUAAGUUUUUUCUUCACCACUUUCCCCGUAUAUUUUCUUUUCUAUUCUCCAAUUCAUUCUACAGUAGUUCAGUUGUAAUUUAUUCUCUUCACUUGUAGUAGUUGAAAGCAAAGGACCUCACCAUGAUUAUAGGUUGGUAACAGCAAGAAAAGAACUAAGAAGUGUUUCGGUUUGUACAACCUCAGACUGCAACUCACAGAACAAUCCUCCUUUCGAGGGAAUGCAUUGUCGAUUUAGCUACUUCACUGCAAUGCAAUGGCGAAGAUAAUUACUAUGUACAGAAAAAGAAUAAAUUAAGCAUGUAGGCGAACAAGAAAAAGUUAUGCUGUUGUUUUGUUAUGUUUUGUUGGGAUAUAAAUUUUGAAAUUGCAUUAGGUCAUAGUUUCUUUCAAUGUUUUCAGUCUUUUGUGUUCGAAUAUGUCUAAAAUUAAUUUUCAUUGUUCUCGCUUAAUUUCCAAACUUUUUAGUUAGUGAUUGGUGAUUUGCUCACUCUCAUUCAUAUGUAAAAUGUAUAUGGAGGUUUUGUUUUCCCCUCUAAAUCAUAUGUAAAAUGACUAGGUGUAUUAAUUCU